Molecule: messenger RNA, 201 nt
Organism: Gaeumannomyces tritici R3-111a-1
Lineage: Eukaryota; Fungi; Ascomycota; Sordariomycetes; Magnaporthales; Magnaporthaceae
Exons: 1
Coding region: 1-201 (66 amino acids)
Source: RefSeq, a predicted model, not a curated record
AUGUGGAGAGGCGGCGGACGAGCGUCCCCCAGCAUCAGGGCAGCAGCAGCCACCACCAGCGGCAGCGGCAGCGGCAGCAGCAGUAGCAACAGCAAGACACACAUUCCGCGCGUCCCCACCCCACGCAACCCAAGGGAGAGGCGAGAGAGACAGUACGGCCGCCGCAGGGGUGAAAAGCACCGAACGCGAUUCCUGCUCUAG